AUGCCGCUGCUGACGUACAGUCAUAUACUGCUCCGGGCCAGACCUCCGGCAGCCACCGCCGCCACCCAAAUUCAAGAUGCACUGAAGGCAGCAACAAAAAACAUUGAGACCGAGAGGCGCCUGGGAGUUCGUCAGGCAAUAGCGGCGCCCAGCUUGCGGGGACGCUUUGCUCGCUUAGGGAACCCGAAAAAGCCUGUCCGCAAGCCCAACAAGCCCCUCAUUCUAGCCAACCGUGUCGGGGAGCGGCGCCGAGAGAAGGGAGAGGCGACCUGUAAUCCAGAAAUGUCAAUUAUGAUGGCUUGCUGGGAACAGAAUGAAUUCCGCGACGAAGCGUGCAGAAAAGAGAUUCCGGACUUCUUCGAGUGUGUUUCAAGAGCCGAGGCAGCCCGCAAAAUGACAUCUACACAGGACACCCUGGGAGAGUCUGGGAGUUUAUCUCCCAAAAAACUGAAUAAAUUAUUAAGAAGUUUUCCUAACAAACCUUAUGUCAGUUGA
Molecule: messenger RNA, 495 nt
Organism: Elephantulus edwardii (Cape elephant shrew)
Lineage: Eukaryota; Metazoa; Chordata; Mammalia; Macroscelidea; Macroscelididae
Product: coiled-coil-helix-coiled-coil-helix domain-containing protein 1-like
Exons: 2
Coding region: 1-495 (164 amino acids)
Biological process (GO): mitochondrial translation
Cellular component (GO): mitochondrial ribosome; nucleoplasm; mitochondrion
Molecular function (GO): RNA binding
Source: RefSeq, a predicted model, not a curated record